AUGGCCGGGGAGGGACAUCGUUUGGGUGAUGCGCUUACUUGUGCAGACUUGCAGCGUGAGCUGCAGAAGUUCGCCAAGGAGAAGUUGCCGGACCUGUUUCAGGCUUUCGCAGAAGAGACCGCGAAGAUCUCAUGCGAGCAGCUUCGGGAGGUACUAAGCUCUCAGAGGUAUGGUGGCCCAACCCUUCGAGCCGCCGCAACUGCCAUGAUAGAUGGGACAGAUGGCAAGAAGGACCAUGACCAUGAAUGGGCUCACCGACACAUCCGCCCCGCCGCAGUUCGGGAAGCCUCCAAGCCAUCGCAGCAUACCAGUGUUAAGGAGAUUUGGAGAGCAGUUGUUGACAAAAGUCGGGUGACUCAGAGGUCUGAGCACGAAGCCCCUCCACUGCAGAUUGUGCCUCAAGCCUCCAUUGCGCAUGAAGCGCCUGCACCAGCCCCAGUGCUGGAGGCCAGUGAAGAAGGUGCCCCACUCCCAGGGUCAGUGGCAGAUGAGCCGGCGGAUGCUCUCAAUGCCUCUCCUGACCCUCCCAACCCUCCCGAUCCCGAGCCUCAGCGCGCAGGGCCCGCAGGGCCCGCAGGGCCCGCAGGGCACAGCAAGGAAGUUGGAAGGUCGAGUUUCCAGAGCGUCCAGGCCGACCUCUGCACUGAAAACGAAGGAUCUCCUUCUAAGGCCGUUAUGGGUCGGAAGCAUCAAAAUGCCAAAGACACCGGCUGGGACGCACUCGUGCAAAGAGUGCAGCAUGUCGACACGACCAGGAGGAAAUCCUCGCAUGACCAGGAUGAGGAAGCUCGCACAUCUUGGUGGCACAUCUACGAGAUGCUCGUGUACGCGUGGCCCAUGGAGUAUCUGACGCUGGCGGUGAUUCUCUUCAACGCCUUCUGCUUGGGACUGGAAACGAACAUCAUGGCUACCAACCUGAUGGCCCAGACGCCGGAAGAGUUCAUUGGGCUUGGCUGGGCUUUUUGUGCAUUCUUCACGCUGGAGAUGAUUCUGAAGAUCUCAGCAAAUCCUUCGCGUUUCUUCCUGGGUACGACCUGGUCCCUCAACCUGCUUGACUUCUUGCUCAUGGCACUGCAGUGGCUCGAUGUCGUUGUAACAGUCUCCACGGCAGACAGCGAGACCAGCGCCGUAAACCUCAACAUCAUGCGGUCGAUCCGGAUGGUAAGGAUGCUGGGGGAAGUGCGAGCCAUCAUUUGGUCCGUGAGCACCUGCUUGAAGCCUCUGCUGGGAGCACUGAUUUACUUGCUGGCAGUUUUCCUCGUGGACACAUGCAACUACCACCGCGUGGCAACAGACAUAGCAGACGAGGGCUUCGAGCAGCUGGGGACAUACUACGGAUCCCUCUCCCGAGGCAUGCUCACGUUGUGGCAAAUAAUCACCGGUGGGAUGGACUGGGCAGUCGCCGUGAACCCCUUGAUGGCUCAUACCGGGCCCUUGCCAGUGCUCGUGGUGUUUUGCUACAUCGCGUUCACAUUGCUGGCCUUACUCAACGUGAUUACAGGGGUGUGCGUCGAGAGCGCUGUAAAGAGGGUAAAGGAGGACAAGGACAACUACUUGGUGCAAUAUGUCCGCGGCGUCUUCAAACGAAUGGAAACCUCCGGCACCGGCGUCAUCACCUGGGACGACUUCCAGUCAAGUAUAAACUCGAAGGACAUGAAGGAGCUCUUCAAAGCCAUUGAUUUGGACAUUUCCGAGGCUCAUUGCGUGUUCAAGAUCUUAGACCUUGACGAUGACGGCACGCUGGAUGCAGAUGAGUUUCUUUCGGGCUGCCUGAGAUUGAGGGGGCCGGCAAAAGCUUUAGAUGUUCUGGCAGCUUGGCUUCGAGCUGGAAGUUCAGGCAACAUGACACGUGCCGACGUCUUGAGUCUCCAGUCUAAGCUCAUGUGUUAA
Symbiodinium natans is the source of this 1890-nucleotide messenger RNA. Lineage: Eukaryota; Dinophyceae; Suessiales; Symbiodiniaceae. The record is from the annotation of a GenBank genome assembly.